CAACUACAGUACACGUGCGUUUGGCUUUGUCUCAAUAACUAUUUUGAAUCAGUAAUUUGUAUAUAAAAUGGGCACGAAAAAGGUGAAGAUUAGUUCAGUGAAACGCAACGCACAUCUCAAAUCUAAGAAGACUCCUCUUACCAAACAACAACAACAUAAGUUGGCUCAGCAGAAAGCGGCUAAGGAUCGAAAACAAAAUAUAUUCAGACAGAAGGCGAAAAAACGUGAACAAUUGCCACAAAAGCGAAAACAAAAGGCUGAUAUUUACGAUGACCCACUUGAUAAUGGCGAUGAUAAUGUGGAUCCAUCUGAAUUGGUUAAUAACAUAGCGGAUAUGUUGGACGGUGAUGAUUUGGAAUAUUUGCAUGAGAAAGGUUUAAAUAAGCAACGUAAACGUAAGAAUACAGCUGUUGUUGCAGAGGAAAAAGAAUCAGUGGGUUUAGAAAAAGCUUAUACAAACAAAGCAGUUGUGGACAAUGAAAAGAAAAAAGUCAAAGUCAAUUUAUUGCCCAUAAAAAGUCGUGAUGGCCAAAUCAUAACACGUACCGCUGAAGUAGACUACAUACCUAAACCAAAGGUUAAACGUAGUGAGAAAGAGGAUGACGGAGCAGAAGGGGAUGAGGAUGAGGUUGACGAAAAUGACGACGUUGUUUAUGAAGAUAGUGAUGAUGAUGUAGUAAAUGAUGUUGGCGAAGGCAGUGCCCUACCUGAGCCGGAAAAAAAGCUGAUUUCUACUACUGAUUUGCUUAUUGCGCGUCAACAGGAAAUUGAGCGUCAAAAAUAUCGUAUUGGUAUAAUUUGUUCUGGUUUACUUGAAAAACCAGAAGAUAAAAUGCGAAAUUUUAAUGCUCUAUAUGAGCUGAUGGAAGAAACAAAUGCAGCUGGUACACCAAAUCUUUUAACAGUACGAAAAUUGGCAAUACUCUCGGUGACUGAAAUAUUCAAAGAUAUUCUGCCUGAAUAUCGCGUGGGACAGGUCGACACUAAAAUGCAAACAGUUCGCAAAGCCACUUUGGAACGUGUGACUUAUGAAAAUGCCCUGCUUCAACAAUUUAAAAAAUUCCUGCAGAAACUUGAGAAACUUACAGCAAUAGUAAACAAGCGUGGACAGGGACGUGUAACACCACAGGCGAUUAAAAUGGCUGAGGUGGCUGUGCAAAGUAUGUGUGAUAUACUCAACGCGCAUCCAUAUUUCAAUUAUGUGCAAAAUGUUGCACAACUCUUGGUCUAUAUGUUGAACUGUAACUAUGAGAAUAUGCGUGAAACAAUUAACAAGUGUUUCCGCACCUUUUUCGCCAAUGACAAGAAAUUAGAUAUGACACUGUUCAUUGUGAGGCGCAUAAACCACCUAAUAAAGACUAAACUCCCAAAUGUGCAUGUCGAGUGCAUUACUUGCUUGCUGGCACUUAAGAUAAAAAAUGUUAAUUUAGAUGCUGAGAAAGAGAAUGAAUUAAAACAAAAAAAGUUGGAGUCGCACAGACAGCGUUUGAUGAGCUUAUCAAAGAAAGAGCGCAAACGACGGAAGAAAUUGGCUGAAGUCACGAGAGAGUUAGACGAAACCCGUGCCGAAGAAAAUAAGCAAACAAAACUUUACAAACUAACGGAAAUAACAAAAAUGGUUUUUACAAUUUAUUUCCGAGUUUUGAAAAACGAUCCAACGUCAAAGGUUCUGAGUGCUAUUUUAGAGGGUUUAGCAGAGUUUGCACAUGUCAUCAAUUUAGAUUUCUUCUCUGACCUCAUUGAUGUGUUGAAUCGCAUAUUAGAGGAAAUGGAUCUUGGUUACCGUGAACAAUUGCAUUGCAUAAAAACGAUUUUCGUUAUACUCUCAGGUCAAGGUGAAGUGCUGAAUAUUGAUCCAAUACGUUUCUACCAACACUUCUACAAAAAUAUGCUUACUGUGAAUGCGGGAAAAAAUCAUGAAGACUUCCGCAUCAUACUCGGUACUUUAGAUGAAGUUUUAGUGAAAAGAAGAAGCAAUAUGAGUCAGCAACGUUUAAUGGCGUUCAUAAAACGUUUGCUUAUGCUUAGCUUGCAUUUAUUGCAUCAUGGUACACUAGCCACCCUUGGCACAAUAAAAACCACCUUCCAACUAACAUCGGUAUUAGACGUUUUACUGGAUACAGACACUAGCGUAGGAUCGGGUAAUUAUGAUCCGGAAUUGGAGGACCCAGAGUAUUGUAAUGCUUCAAGCACCGCGCUAUAUGAGCUUACUAUACUGUCUCGCCAUUAUCAUCCAACGGUGCGUAAAAUGGCUAUGCACAUAGCCAAUGGGGUGCCGGCAUCUGGAGAAGGGUCCUUACCACCAGAAAUUGGCAAACUAUCCUCUCAUGAACUCUACGAUCAGUUUAAUAGCACGCAAAUGGUGUUCAACCCAGUUAUACCGGUGCCGAAGAAGACUGAUCCAAAAAUCAAAAAAGGCAGACAACAAUUUAUCAAUUCUGAUUUCAAGCCAUUUUGCAAAAACUUUUUGCAAAGUGGAACGCCGCCGAAGAAAACAAAAAAUAAAGCCUGUCCAAAUUUUAAUUUCUACGAUGCUCUUGUAAACAAUUGUUAGCUUAUAUAUGUAUAAUAAAAAGGUUUUUUUGUAAUAUACGGCUUUAUAAAAUAAUGCUGUCAAUCACAGUGUAUGUAGACAACUACAAAAGAUGAUAGAUUGAUUUAGUUUAAUUCAAUUUCAUUUAUUGUUAAAUGUGUCGAAAUAAAAAAGGCAUAUUCCUGCCAGU
Molecule: messenger RNA, 2723 nt
Organism: Bactrocera tryoni
Lineage: Eukaryota; Metazoa; Arthropoda; Insecta; Diptera; Tephritidae
Gene: Noc3
Product: nucleolar complex protein 3 homolog
Exons: 5
Coding region: 68-2554 (828 amino acids)
Biological process (GO): DNA replication initiation
Cellular component (GO): nucleolus
Molecular function (GO): chromatin binding
Source: RefSeq, a predicted model, not a curated record